AUGCGGGCCGACGGUGCGGGCGUGCCUGGCGCCGCGGAGCCCUAUGCGCCGCGCUCUGUCGCAUACUGGGCGCCUCGUAAGUACUUGGAUCCGCCUGCCGUGCCGCCGCUUGACGUACGUGCGCGCGAAGAAGAGGCCGCUAUGGCGACGGCCCUGGCGGCCGGCAUUGACGGGCGACGGGUGCGGCGGACCUUGUAUCGGCGCACUGUGGACUACUGGGGCAGCGUGCCUACCUGGCUGCGCCACCAGUCGCUGCAUGGUCCCGUACAGCACGACUGGUUCCUGCGGCCCACGCCCCACCAGGUGAUCGAUCUGCUGUCGCCGGUGGCGUACACCGAGUCGGCCUCGUCCGUCGGCCGCGUGCUUGUACAUACGUCGACAAACAAGGUGCGGUGCCCUGUGAACGUUGUGCGGUGGCUCCCUGAGGGCCGGCGCAUCGUGACCGGCUCGACGAGUGGCGAGUUCACGCUGUGGAAUGGACUCACGUUCCACUUUGAGUCGAUUCUGCAGGCGCACGACUCGGCGGUGCGGGCCAUGACCUGGACGCACUCGGGCUCAUGGCUCGUGUCUGCAGACCAAAACGGGCACAUCAAGUACUUCCAGCACAAUAUGAACAAUGUCCAGGCAUUCGCCGGCCACCGCGACGCGAUUCGCGGCAUCAGCUUUGCUCCCGACGACCAGCGGUUCGUCACCGUGGCCGACGACAGCACGCUCAAGAUAUGGGGCUUUGACGAAGCGCAGGAAGAGUCCACGCUCAAGGGCCACGGCUGGGAGGUCAAGUGCGUCGACUGGCACCCGCAGCAGGCCCUGCUGGUGUCGGGCAGCAAGGACAAUCUCGUCAAGUUCUGGGACCCCCGCUCCGGCACCGAGCUCGGCACAUUCCACGGACACAAGAAUACAGUGCAGGCCGUCCAGUGGAACCCCGCCGGCCACCUCGUCGCCACUGCGUCGCGCGAUCAGUCUAUCAAGCUGUACGAUAUCCGCGCGAUGCAGGAGCUCUGCACGCUCAAGGGCCACACCAAGGAAGUGUGCAGCCUCGAGUGGCACCCCGUACACAGCGACCUGCUCGUCUCAGGCGGCUCGGAAGGCUCCAUCCUGUACUGGUCGCUGCGCGCGCCCCAGGUCGAAGUGCCGAUCCACACCAUCGAGGACGCACACGAGUCGAACGUGUGGAGCCUGCAGUGGCACCCCCUCGGCCACCUGCUCGCGAGCGGCAGCAACGACCAUACCACCCGCUUCUGGAGCCGUGGGCGUCCCGGCGAGCAGGUCGAGGCGAGCCAGGACGCCGUAAGUGGCGCGCCCGACCCGUGGGGCGACCCCGCCGACGACCAAGGCGCGAUGGACGACGCGAUCCCCGGCCUCGAGGGCGCAUGGUCGCCCCGCGCGCCUCCGCCCGCGCUGCCCCGCGCGAGCCGCCGCACCGAGCGCUGGCGCACGCGGCCGCCCGCGUGGGCCUAG
Malassezia sympodialis ATCC 42132 is the source of this 1458-nucleotide messenger RNA. RefSeq lists its product as uncharacterized. NCBI's taxonomy places the organism in Eukaryota, Fungi, Basidiomycota, Malasseziomycetes, Malasseziales, Malasseziaceae. Gene Ontology annotation, cellular component: mRNA cleavage and polyadenylation specificity factor complex. The transcript is spliced from 2 exons. Gene Ontology annotation, biological process: mRNA 3'-end processing. Gene Ontology annotation, molecular function: protein binding. The coding region runs from base 1 to 1458 and encodes 485 amino acids. The record is from RefSeq and is a predicted model, not a curated record.